Molecule: messenger RNA, 2529 nt
Organism: Lactuca sativa (garden lettuce)
Lineage: Eukaryota; Viridiplantae; Streptophyta; Magnoliopsida; Asterales; Asteraceae
Product: phosphatidylinositol 4-kinase gamma 2
Molecular function (GO): protein binding
Source: RefSeq, a predicted model, not a curated record
GUGAAAUUUUGUAGGAAAAAAUUAGCAUUUGAGGUCGAGACAAAACCCAAAUUCAACGGCUACAAUCUCGUUUUCUCUGCGCUCACCAGAAUCAUAAGACCGACGACAAGAUCGGACCAAAUUGAGACCCACAUUUCUAUUUUCGGUAACCAUUUUUACAGAAUCUGAAAUAUUCAUCGUCAAUCCAUCCUCUUGGUCAAUAUAAGAUCAGCGAUUUUUUCAAAUCGGCUUUUGAUUCUUUCCAAAUCAGGUAAGAAUCCACAGAGUUGGAAAAAGGUUUCCUCAUUCAGAAACACCCUCAAAAUUUCACUAUCCCCCAUUGUUUCCCUAAUCCUCUCUGUUUUCCUCGAUUUUCACUGUUGAAUCUAUAAUAUUUACUCCAAUCGUUUCAAGAUUCAAAGCUCCAAUUUCGAGCUAUUGGAAAAGAGCCCUUUGAUUUGAGGUUAUCCAUUGGGGUCUUUUUGUCGAAAGGGCAUUAGGGUUUUGCUCUUUUGUGUUUCUGAAUACAGAAAUUGACAAUCAUCGUUUACCUAAACUUUUUUUUUUUUGUUUUUUUCAUUCAUUUUUUCUUGUAUAUAUAUUGUGUAUUACGUAUCGAUCGUUUGGAGAUCUGAAAAUCAUCGAACUCCAUUUUGAUUGUGUAAAUAUUAUAUGUUAAAUAUUAUUGAUUAAAAUUAUUAAAAAAAAAAAAGAUAGAAAGAAGGUAGAAGCGGGUGAAAUUCAUACAAUGUCAGUUGCUGACGUUGCUUUGAGUCCAAUUCACAAAAGAUCCGGCUCCGUUUGUUCCCGGAGCAGUGAAUCCAUCGUGAUUUACUUGACAGUUGCAGGUUCUGUGAUUCCGAUGCGAAUUAUGGAAUCCGAUUCCAUUGCCACAGUCAAACUAAGGAUUCAAACAUGUAAAGGGUUUAUAGUGAAGAAACAGAAGCUAGUUUUUGGAGGGAGAGAAUUAUCAAGAAACAAUUCUCUCCUGAAAGAUUACGGUGUUUCUAGCGGUGAUGUUCUUCAUCUGAUUCUUAGGGUUUCUAAUCUUCUUGUGAUAACGGUUGAAACCGCUGUUGGGAAAGCAUUCGAGUUUGAGGUUGAUAGAUUUAGAAACGUGAAGUACUUGAAACAACUUGUGGAAGAAAAAGCUAAAGAAAUUGGAUUCAUUAAUGGCGAAGAUCUGAAGAUUCUUUGUAACGGUGAGAAGCUCGAUGAUCACAAGCUGAUUGAUGAUAUCUGUAAGAAUCACGAUGCUGUGAUUCAUUUAGUUGUUCAAAAAUCAUCUUCACCCGAAAGAAAUCACGAGAAAGACGAGCAGAAAACGAAUCCCAAGAAACCACCAGAUAUUGAUUCUCCAUUACAACCAAUUACCGUGAAUCCCGAUUCAAAAUUAUCCCCCGAUAUAUCUAAUAUGAUAGAUUCAGCAACCGAAGGACUUCAGAAAGGGAAAAAACCGAUCAGAUCAUCAGAAGGCACAGGAGGGACUUACUUUAUGCAACAUCCAUCCGGGAACAGAUACGUCGCUGUUUUCAAGCCGAUAGAUGAAGAACCAAUGGCGAUUAAUAACCCUCAAGGGCUACCUGUGACCUCCAAUGGUGAAGGGUUGAAAAGUGGCACGAAAGUUGGUGAAGGCGCUUUGCGGGAGGUGGCGGCAUACAUACUGGACCACCACCCGAGGAGGAGCGGUUUUGCCGGUGUACCUCCGACAGUGAUGGCAAAGUGCUUAAACGGAGAAUUUAAUCAUCCGGAGGGUUAUGAUGGUGGAGCGAAAAACAUUAAGGUUGGAUCUUUACAAAUGUUUAUGAAAAAUUGUGGAAGUUGUGAGGAUAUGGGUCCUCGGGAUUUUCCGGUGGAGGAGGUUCAUAAGAUUGCAGUGUUUGAUAUAAGAACCGCUAAUGCCGAUAGACAUGCGGGAAACAUUUUAUUGAACCGUGAAGGUGACCGUGUUGUUCUUAUCCCUAUUGAUCAUGGCUACUGCUUACCCGAAAACUUUGAAGAUUGCACGUUUGAUUGGCUCUAUUGGCCACAAGCGCGGGAAGCGUUCUCAAAUGAAACCCUAGACUACAUAAAAUCACUAGAUGCGGAGCAAGAUCUAGCCCUCUUGAGCUCAAAUGGGUGGGACCUAUCACGCGAGUGUGCACGCACCCUACGCAUCUCCACCAUGCUUCUGAAAGAAGGUGCAGCUAGAGGAUUGUGUCCUUACGCGAUAGGGCGUAUUCUAUGUAGAGAAACACUAAACAAGGAAUCCGUAAUUGAGAAAAUUGUUCAGAAAGCUCACAAGAUGACAUUCCCUGGAACAAACGAAGCCGACUUCCUUAAAACCGUUUGGAACCUUCUGGAUUUUGAGCUGAAUAAGGUUUCAGAGAUGUUUAUGUGAGGUCUUAAGGGGUUUGUGUAGUUUGUAUAUGUAUAUUAUUAUGUACACGAUGUAAAGGUGUGGAUGACUAACUUUGUCGUCCAAGAGUGAUGACAUUUUUAACAAGUAUCAACGCUAUCUAAAUACAGAAUUCUAAGGUUAUAUAAAUAAACUUUUCGCUUUUAGAUUAA